This is a messenger RNA of Tetranychus urticae (two-spotted spider mite), 1370 nucleotides long. RefSeq names its product mitochondrial carnitine/acylcarnitine carrier protein-like. Gene Ontology annotation, molecular function: O-acyl-L-carnitine transmembrane transporter activity. The record is from RefSeq and is a predicted model, not a curated record. Gene Ontology annotation, biological process: carnitine transmembrane transport; mitochondrial transport. Gene Ontology annotation, cellular component: mitochondrial envelope. NCBI's taxonomy places the organism in Eukaryota, Metazoa, Arthropoda, Arachnida, Trombidiformes, Tetranychidae.
UGAUUGUCUGAUGAGUUGCCUGUUCCGAAUUAUCUUUACAGGUAAAUGUAAUCUGAUGGAAAAACUAAACUGUUUAUUUUUCUUGUUACUUUUACACUGUUUUUUGAGUGAAUCUCCAAUUUUGUCUGAUUUUUACAGUUUUGCUUGAUAAUUUAAUUGUGUGCUUAAUGGACAAAUCGUGAAUAAAUUUUUCCAAAAAUGUCUGAAUCUCAACAAGUAAGUCAUAUUAAAAAUUUAGUUGCUGGUGGUUUCGGUGGAGUCUGUUUGGUUUUUGCUGGUUAUCCUCCUGAUACCAUUAAAGUGAGACUUCAGACUAUGCCGAAACCAGCUCCAGGCCAAUCUCCAAUGUACAAAGGAACAUUUGAUUGUGCAAAACAAAUUGUGACUAAAGAAGGUUUCACUGGUCUCUAUCGUGGUAUGCUCGCUCCACUGGUUAUCUCUGCUCCGACAUUUUCGCUCUGUUUCUUUGGUUUCGGAGUCGGUAAAAAGUUACAACAAUCGCAUCCUAAUGAAGAGUUAACAUUACCACAACUAUUUAAUGCCGGAAUGUUGUCGGGUGUUUUUACCACUGGAAUAUUAGCUCCAGGAGAAAGGAUAAAAUGUUUAUUACAAGUUCAAAGGGCUAAUCCAAAUGCAGUUCAACAAUUUAAAGGACCAGUUGAUUGUGCCAAAGCACUUUAUCGUCAAGGAGGUAUUAGGAGCAUUUAUAAAGGAACAGCAGCUACAUUAUUGAGAGACGUACCUGGUAACGGUACCUAUUUUAUGAGUUAUGAGUGGAUUCAACGCGUGUUAACACCUGAAGGUAAAUCUAGAAGUGAUUUAAGUGCCGGUCGUACGAUUAUUGCCGGUGGAAUGGCUGGUGUUUUCAAUUGGAUUGUUGCGAUUCCAGCUGAUGUUCUCAAAUCACGCCUGCAGACAGCUCCAGAAGGUACUUAUCCUAAUGGUAUCAGGGAUGUUUUCAUCAAAUUAAUAAGAGAAGAAGGGGUUAAAACUCUUUACCGAGGUGCCACUCCAGUUUUCCUUCGAGCUUUCUCCGCAAACGCUGCAUGUUUCCUUGGUUAUGAAUUUGCAAUGAAAUUUCUCCAUUGGUUAGCUCCCGAUCUAUAAUAAACCAUCCAACCUGCAGGAAAUAUUUAAGUGUCAAUAGAACUAUCUUGUUAGUUUAGAGCAUUUAUUUCUAUUAAAGGUUGGAGUUUGAUAUUCAACUGAUGAAUGAAAAAUAUCGUAUGAUGUCAAGGUGGGCAAACUUGUAAGUAUAGAUGAGAUCAUUUAAUUCAUCUCUCUCAGCACCAACCAAAAAAUUAACAUCAUUGAAUUUACGAAUAUUAAAUGCUACUUCCAGCUAAAUUGGUAGGAAAUCAUCCCCAAAA